Messenger RNA from Malaclemys terrapin pileata, 2674 nucleotides. It is a transcript of the gene DENND11, whose product is annotated as DENN domain containing 11. Lineage: Eukaryota; Metazoa; Chordata; Testudines; Emydidae. Bases 37 to 1347 code for a protein of 436 amino acids. The record is from RefSeq and is a predicted model, not a curated record. The transcript has 9 exons. Gene Ontology annotation, cellular component: cytoplasm.
CCAGGCUCCCGGCGGUGCAGUCGGCGGGCCGAGGCCAUGGUGGAGCCGGCAGACGAGGCGCCGCUGCUCUUCUGGGCCGAGGGCCCCGCGGUCUCCCUGCCGCAGCCCGAGCCGGAGCGGGGCGGCUGGAGCCUGGCCCCGGGGGGUGGCGCGGCGUGGGGCGGCCCCGGGGAGCUGCCGCGGGGGCCGGAGGCGGAGGCGGACCAGAUCGUGGCGGUGUUCGUGGUCACCUUCGAUCCCCGCUCGGGUAACAUGGUGGAAUGGUGUUUGCCCCAAGACAUUGACUUAGAAGGUGUUGAGUUCAAAUCCAUGGCAAGUGGGUCGCACAAAGUCCAGUCGGAUUUCAUUUAUUUCCGGAAAGGGCUCUGCUUCGGCCUGGCCUGCUUUGAAAACAUGCCCGUGGAGAGUGAAUUAGAGCGUGGCGCCCGCAUGAAGUCUGUGGGGAUUCUCUCCCCUUCGUACACCCUGCUCUAUAGAUAUAUGCAUUUCCUGGAGAACCAGGUCCGACACCAGCUGGAGAUGCCAGGGCAUUACUCCCACCUAGAGGCAUUUUAUGAUGACAAGAAGGGGGUUCUCCCUGCUGGCAAGGGUACCUCCAACUCUCAGCCACCCGUCCACUGGCUGCCCUCCAUCCACAGAUACAUGUAUCCAGAGAUGAAGAUCACACACCCCGCAGGCUGUAUGUCUCAGUUCAUUAAGUUCUUUGGAGAGCAGAUCUUCAUCCUCUGGAAGUUCGCUCUGCUACGCAAGCGCAUUUUGAUAUUUUCACCACCGCCAGUAGGAGUUGUCUGCUAUAGAGUGUAUUGCUGUUGCUGCCUAGCCAAUGUCUCACUGCCUGGCAUUGGGGGGACCGUUCCAGAGUCCAAGCCUUUCUUCUAUGUGAAUGUGGCAGACAUAGAAAUGCUGGAGACUGAAGUGUCUUAUGUGGCCUGCACGACGGAAAAGAUCUUUGAGGAGAAGCGAGAUCUCUACGACGUCUAUGUGGAUAACCAGAAUGUGAAGACGCACCAUGAGCACCUGCAGCCACUCCUGAAGAUUAACAGUGCUGACAAGGAAAAAUACCGGCGGCUCAAUGACCAGAGGCAGAUGUUGAUGUACUCUCAGGAGGUGGAGGAGGACUGCAGCUCCUGUGAAGAGGAUCUCUUUAUCUUGUUUUUCAUGGAGCAGAACAAUCGGAUAUUUCAGACACUGAUGGAGGUGUCAGCCAGCCAGGACAAGACCUUGACAGCUGACCAUGCCCGGGGCAUGGGCCUGGACCCACAAGGUGACCGAAGCUUCCUAAUGGACCUGCUGGAAGUGUAUGGCAUUGAUGUCAUGCUAGUCAUUGAUAACCCCUGCUGCACUUAAACUGAGGACAAGAGAGACAGGGAGCAGCGAUGGCUUUUUAAAGACUAUGGAACAUUGCUUAGGAGCAUCACUGGAACUCACCACACCGUCACUGGAAGGAUCUCAUUUAUUUAAUAACUUUAUACAGAAAAGUAUUUAUAAUUUUAAACAAAAUGUGAUUUUAUUUUCCUUUCUUCAGGAUUGACUGCUCAAGGUUUGGUUUGUUUUUUUCCUGAUAUCCAUAGAAGCAAUGGCACCUUUUCACCAACCCUCACAGUUGACAUUGGCAGCUGUUUUUGGCCUAGUCUGGACUUCUGAGGGGCUGGAGAUUUCAGGGAAAGCACCUUCUCUCAUGGGGACCAAUGUGAAAUCAUGCAUAUUUGAGCCUUCAGGAGUUGACGGUGGAGAAUGUCCCCUCCAACUGGGUAUUGUACAGUGCUCCCCAAUCUUUUCAGCAUCCUCCACCCUACUGUGUCUUUCACUGGGGACAGUUAAUUAUGCAGGUUAGACUCUGUACACCCCACUCGCCCACCCUUACAGCAGUUGAGUUGGAGUCCAACUACCAUUCCCAUCUAUGGCAGAAGAAAAUGGUUAAGACUAGACGCGCUACAGGAUCAUGUGAUCAUCACUUUGCAUUAUGGGAUGCUAGAAGGUGUUGCGUUCUCAUUUCCACCAUUUGAAAGGUGGAGUGAUCUAGAGCCUACCCUCCCCAUUUCGUGCCUGGAGCGCAGGAGAAUGGAGAAACUCUUCACCACCUGGUGUCUCCUAACUCCCCCUUUAUUUAUUAUUUGCAUGGAUCCUGCUUUGAUUAAAGAUUUUUAAAACAGCAGGAUAGUGUCCAGGUAGCCUCUACCGAGCAGCGACCAAUAUCACAACGGCACCCUGCAGUUAAUGUGCUUUGCAGUCUCUUCUCAGGGCCGGGUUGAGCACCGUUGAUAGAGCUGUGUGGGAAAUGCUUGGCUCUGACACGUCAUCAGCCCUUCCUUCGUCAUCAGCCCUUCCUUCGUUGCUAACUUCAUCAACAGAACGGGCAGAAUCUUUCUGCAGGGUCUGCUACUUAGUCCGGCUUCCUGUCUUGUUCUCCCAGUGCCAUGAGUUUGUAUCAGUUUGUGCUUCGCCCUGGCUACCAACUUACCAGUCAUUGUUCUGCUUGAGCAUUCAGUUAAGUGGAUCAUCUUUUUGUCAGGCAGCUGUCAAUGGGACAGCCCACUUAUUUUUUCAGUGAGAGGUACAGGAGGUUGUAGCCCUGGUGCCUGGAUGGCCUCACUAUUUGCAGUGAGUUCCCUUGUGGCUUGGAGUUCUCUUCUGGCUCAGCUGCCAGAGGUGGAAGUGAGGAUGUGUGUGUGUG